Saccoglossus kowalevskii is the source of this 855-nucleotide messenger RNA. RefSeq names its product NADH dehydrogenase [ubiquinone] 1 beta subcomplex subunit 11, mitochondrial-like. The record is from RefSeq and is a predicted model, not a curated record. NCBI's taxonomy places the organism in Eukaryota, Metazoa, Hemichordata, Enteropneusta, Harrimaniidae. Gene Ontology annotation, cellular component: respiratory chain complex I.
AGGAUACAAAAUGGCGUCUUUAAUGCGAGUUGCACGGUUUGGCCGAAUUCUAGCACCUGCAAUUGCUAGAAGUGCAAGGCUUCCAAGGCCCACCACUUAUCAGCCUAUUGUAUUUAGUUCCACGUCGGAAUCUAAGAAGUCUGAGUUCGUGGUGGGAAAGCAGACAGAAGUGGACCCGAAAAGGGUAGAGGAAAUAAUUAGAGAAGGUGAACGAGAAGUCAGAGAUGAUGUCAACGAUCCAGGUUAUGUUGGUCAUGGUUUUUCCAAUGAUCCUUUCAUGGAUUCACUCACAGCAAAAUUAACUUUCUUCUGUAGUAUAUCAAUUUUCCUGGUGUUUGUGACUCUUUUUGCACAUUAUAUGCCAGACACAACUGGUAGAGUAUGGUCAGCACGAGAAGCUGAACGAGUGGUUGCAGAGAGGGAAGCUAUGGGUCAGCCACUUAUCAAUCCAAACUUUGUAGACCCAGAUAGAAUUAGUUUGCCAGAUGAUGAUGAAUAAGUGAUAGGUUGUAAUAUACAAGUGUGUCGUUUUGAAAGUUAUGAUAUAAGCACUGUUCAGUUUAGACCGUCUAGUUACAAAGCACCAACUAUUCAAAACAGUGUCUUUUUUUACAAGGAUGGAGUUAUUUUUGUCCAUGCGGUUUAAUGAGUAUGUUCAAUUAAUUUGAUCUAUCCAGUAUCAGUAAUGCGAUAAUGUUACAUUGUAUUGAUAGGAAGCUACCUGCAUGUAUUUUUUAUGUAGGUAUACCUGUAGUUUCUGUAUUUCGCAACUAUGUAAGACGCAAAUAGCACAGUGAUUUUUGAACAGUAUUGUAAGAUUAAAUCAUAUUCUGAAGUAAAUGUUUGAUUAAUUCU